Messenger RNA from Poeciliopsis prolifica (blackstripe livebearer), 716 nucleotides. RefSeq names its product vinculin-like. Gene Ontology annotation, molecular function: actin filament binding. The record is from RefSeq and is a predicted model, not a curated record. Gene Ontology annotation, biological process: cell adhesion. Bases 243 to 485 code for a protein of 80 amino acids. The transcript has 2 exons. NCBI's taxonomy places the organism in Eukaryota, Metazoa, Chordata, Actinopteri, Cyprinodontiformes, Poeciliidae.
GAGGACACCGUCCGCUCGGGUCCAGCUUUCGCCGAGGUAUCAGGAGGGGAGGCAGGAUUCCUCUGAAAGGGCUGGGCUGUCAGCUCGGUGUCCUGCGUCCGAGGAGGAGAGGAGCAGCAGAGAGAGAGAGAGAAGCAGAGAGGGCGAGAGAGAGAGGGAUAAAAGAUCACCAGUGCUGAGCUACCAGCUGCCUUUUAUUUUAUUUUUUUCCUCCGUCGGAGCUGUGCUGAAAGUCGUUCACGAUGCCGGUGUUUCACACCAAGACCAUUGAGAGCAUCCUGGAGCCGGUGGCCCAGCAGAUCUCCCACCUGGUCAUCAUGCAUGAGGAGGGGGAGGUGGAUGGGAAAGCCAUCCCGGAUCUGUCGGUGCCGGUGGCCGCGGUGCAGGCGGCUGUGAGCAACCUUGUGCGGGUGGGGAAGGAAACCGUUCAAACCACAGAGGACCAGGUGAUGAAGAGAGACAUGCCUCCUGCUUUUAUUAAGUAAGCCUAUCGCUGAACCAUAGCGCAUGUUCUGGAAAAAUAAAUGACUGCCACUGUAUCUCUGUCUGACAGGGUCAAAAUGCUGGAAAUAAUGGACUUUAUCUCAGCACACAGAGAACUUGUUGAAAAGAGGAUUCCAGGCGUUUUAAUGUCAGGAAACCUGGCUCCGUUCCCAGCUACAACAAAAAGCUACUUCUGAGGCUGAGCCCGGGUGCUUGUCCGGCUCCAGCAUCCA